CCAGCACCAUCAUCUCCAAACAAAAGUCCAAAACAACCACCCCCGACAAAACCCCCCGAAAGCAACCCUCCCCCGAAGAAAUGGACACGCUCAAACUGAAGAAGGCCUGGGAACUCGCCAUCGCCCCCGCGAAACAACUCCCCAUGAACGCCAUCGGGAUGUACAUGACGGGCAAUUCGCUCCAAAUCUUCAGCAUCAUGAUGGUAUUCAUGCUUUUCAAGGGCCCCAUCGAAGCCGUGUUCCGAAUCAACAGUACCUUUUCGCGCCUGGAGACGGAGGGGAAUCGGCAGCAGAUGGUGUUGGUGAAGUUGGCGUUUGUGGGGUGUAAUUUGUUGGCGCUGGCGUUGGGGGUGUGGAAGGUGAAUGGGAUGGGGUUGUUGCCGACUACGCGCUCGGAUUGGCUUGCUUGGGAGACCGCGCGGGAGCCGUUGGAGAGGGCGUAUUACGUGCCAUCAUGAAAUCAUGAAAUCACUACCACGUGGGAAAUCAUUAAAUGAAUGACAAGAACGGCCCCACCUCUAUUGCGUUUCCGGUGCACGCUCAUAUCUUCUUCGGCUCUGCUCGACAUGACUCCCCAGUGCGCUUUCACAUGCUCCGGUCGGUAACGUGCCUCGUGUCCAAACGUCACUUUUCCGGGUAUUCGUGUAUAUAUACUCGGCGCCGCUGAGCAUGCCGUGAUAGGGUACUGGG
Molecule: messenger RNA, 690 nt
Organism: Baudoinia panamericana UAMH 10762
Lineage: Eukaryota; Fungi; Ascomycota; Dothideomycetes; Mycosphaerellales; Teratosphaeriaceae
Exons: 2
Coding region: 81-458 (125 amino acids)
Biological process (GO): protein folding in endoplasmic reticulum
Cellular component (GO): EMC complex
Source: RefSeq, a predicted model, not a curated record